AUGGCGUCAACUUUGCACGCCGACAACUCCGGCCAGUUAGCUCCGGCGCAAACCCGGGCGGAUCCACAUGCAAAUCCAGGCGCGGACAACGUCGGCAGGGUAUCUCAGCCGCUGCAACAACAACCACCGCCGCAUGUGAACUCGCAAGAAAUAUGGUCGUCGGGGUCAUCAUUUCAACUGGACCCCUCCAAUUCGCCUUCAAAUUAUACCUCCUUCUCUAGCUCCGAUAGCGAUGAACCCCAGACUCGCCCCAUCGGCGUGGAAGAUGAGGAUGACGUUCAGGAUGUGAUUGGAGUCAGCAUUGGCCGGGAGCAAAGUCGCAUGAAAGCUCGCGCGACACCGGCCGAAGAGAAAAAUCGCAUUUUGGAAGACAAGGGCGGAUACUUUGCAACCUUUGAUGAGAAUGUGGGCGAGAACAGUCUGUACGCCUCAGAGCUUACGGCGGAACCAGAAUCAGUGGAGCCCGAGGCAGCCCAUGAGAAUAGGGAGAGAUUGGGCAUAAAGCAUGCUCCCUCACCGGCUGCUGCCGCUGCACCUUCUGGUCAAUUGGUGCCGCGGCGGAGGCCACGAAGCCCCCAAACACGGCAACAGUCAACGCUAUCAUUUUUCCCCGCGCGUGAGACGAAGGAUGGGAGCGCCUCGGGCUCAAGAAGCAGCUUCACUCGAUCACUCUUGAAGACGACGCUUCCCCGUCGCCCGCGGGCCUGGUCGGGAGAAUUGAAAAAGUUCCUGCCCGAUUUAGCCUCUUUAGCUCGACGGCCAACCCUGCCAUUUCGCUCGAGUAAUGCCCACCGCCGCGCCCGUAGUCAAACUGUGACGCCGGGCACACGAAAACAAGCCGAUUCAAGGGCGGCAUCAUUAGAUCGGCAACGAAGAUUAUCGACGCCUAUUUCCCAUGGCCCUGAUCGAGAGACCAAAGAGGAUGACCCGGGAGAUGAUUCGCACCCGAUCUCCGAGUUGCGUAAGCUAGAUGGCACCUCCGCUGCAAAGCAUUCUUUCACAAGACGACCCAGCGCAGCUCUUUCUGGCCGCCCGCCAAGUCUGCGGAGGUCGUCCUCUGACCAUUCUCUCUAUCUUCGAGCAUCAUCCACGGCAUCAUCAUUGGAGCAACGUCCUCUCUAUGAAAACGUGCAUUCGCAAGUGAACAGCCGGUUCAAGGCCAUCAAGGACAGUCUGCAAGAUUCAAGCAGUCGUCUGCUCAGUCGCCCAUCCAUUCACUUACAGGAUAUUCGGAACGAUUGGUCGUCCCGCCCAUUCCCUUCCAUUAUGGGCUCGGAGCGAGGAACAGAUAGUGUCCAUGCAUCGGCAACCCCACCACCACCACCGCGGUAUAAUACACAGUCCACACACCCAAUUCUGGAAGAGGCGAUGACAGAAAUGACUGGUGACGUGGUGAUCCUUGGCGGAUACCGAGGUUCCAUCCUGCGAUCCGCCAAACCUCCUCACCGACAGCUUUGGGUGCCAAUGAAGGUGGGAUUAAAUCUGCGCAAGGUCGAUCUUGAGGUGGGGUUGACGCGAGAAGACGAGGAGCGCAUGGAAGAAAAGAUCAUCCCAUCUGGUGUUCUUUCUCACAUCGGACCCAUCGAUAUUUGCCGACGCUUGAUGAAACGUCUGCAAAAGUGCGACAACGCUGUGCGUGGAGACCUACGUGUGUGGGAUUAUGGCUACGAUUGGCGGUUGAGUCCGGAUCUGCUUUCAAAGCGGCUCAUUUCCUUCCUCGAAGGCCUACCCUGCAAUCGACCGGGGCCAGAUGGCCAACCUCCAUCCCCACGCCGAGGUGCCAUAGUGAUUGCCCACAGUCUGGGCGGUCUCAUCACUCGGCAUGCAGUCAACCAACGGCCUGACCUCUUUGCAGGGGUUGUGUAUGCAGGGACCCCACAACACUGCGUCAACAUUCUCGGACCGCUCCGCAAUGGCGACGAUGUGCUUCUGAGCUCUCGUGUGCUUACUGCACAGGUCAAUUUCACAUUCCGCACGAGCUUCGCGCUUCUUCCAGAAGAUGGCCAUUGCUUCAUCGACAAGCAAACAGAGGAGGAAUAUCGCGUUGACUUCUUUGACGCCAACUCAUGGGAUGAAUAUCGUCUUUCGCCGUGUAUCAGUCCCGCUUUGCCGGUCCCGCCAGUCAAUCCACGCUUUAAGGAUUUUGCGAUGAUCAGCAAGCGAUUUUCCAUCGGGCCGCGAGAUGAGAACAAUAGUCAGAACGCUUCAAUCUCGGGCAAUAGCGAUGUGAAUUCUUUGGCCACUGAGGGCGACCGUCACCACUCUGGUCAUCCCAGACGCGACACCUCCCAUCGUACUCAGCAAGGCCAUUCCAAUUCAGUACACAGUCCAUCUCAAGCUGCAGCGACAGCUGCCGAGAAAGUGAACCAGUCCCUCCCGACUGGCAGCGGCGGAGUCGAUGGUCUUGUCGGGCCAGGUGCAGCGCCUCGCAGCAGCGGCGCGACCAACCAAAUGUCUAGCCCAAGCACCAUUCCAUACGCGGAUGCCAUGGAAUACCUGCAACGGACCCUCGCCGAGAUCAAACGCUUCAAAUCAGAGCUCGAGUUCAACCCCGCGCACCAAGCCGAGAACCGUUACCCGCCUACCGCAGUACUGUUUGGCAAAAGCGUACCAACCCUUUUCGGUGCCCGAGUCGCGUCGCGAGAGGCUAUCAAGCAACAGGAUGCCUAUGAUGAUUUAGCUUUUGCGGCUGGGGAUGGUGUAUGUCUGGCUUCGGCUGCCAUGCUGCCCUCUGGAUACAGAGUGAUUAAAAAUGGACUUGUCAAAAGUGAACGGGGGCAUGUUGGACUGCUUGGGGAUUUGGAAGGUGUGGGUCAAUGUCUGAGAGCCUUGAUCCGGGGUCGAAAAGAAGGUGUUGGAUUGGGAAAGGAGUUGCGUUGA
This is a messenger RNA of Penicillium oxalicum, 2880 nucleotides long. RefSeq lists its product as uncharacterized. The coding region runs from base 1 to 2880 and encodes 959 amino acids. NCBI's taxonomy places the organism in Eukaryota, Fungi, Ascomycota, Eurotiomycetes, Eurotiales, Aspergillaceae. Gene Ontology annotation, molecular function: triacylglycerol lipase activity. The transcript has a single exon. The record is from RefSeq and is a predicted model, not a curated record.